CACACACACACACGGUUGUUCCUUCUGAGACCAAACACACACACACACACUCGCUCGCACACAGACACACACUCUGAUCUCUCUUCCACACACUCAACGUUUUAUUAUCCACUUCUGAUCUGAUUUUACAUGUACAUUUUGAAUUGGUUUUAUUUUUUGCAUGUUUUCAUACAUUAGUACAAUACACACAUUUGCCAAUAUGUGCCUUGUUCCAGUUGUCGUGCUGUUGGCUUUUCUGGGUUUCAGUUCCUGCAUCCAGUUUCAGGCCAACCUAAACAUGGGGGGAGUCACGGGAUGGGUGCGGUUUGACUCCACUAAUCAGACGGCGACCAUAAACGUCACCGGUACCGGAACCUGUGAUUCGUCGCUCAACUUUUCCCUGAGUGUGUUCCCUGUGAUGUUCGGCCAUUUUGCUCAGCCUUGCCUUGAAGCCAACGUAGGAGCGAGCAUCUUCAAGUUCACCUUUGAUCCAUUCUCAUCCAACACCACUGUUAAUAUGUCCGGUCUAUUUAAGCAGAGGUCAAAUCUGGAAGACCUUUCGUUGACCUUGGAGACGUGCAACGGCACUAAAGCUUGUACAGUCAUAAGCGGUCAAACCACAGUUCAGACGUGGCAGGCCAGGUUCUUCAGCUCGGUCGCCGGCGACAUUUACAUCAGGCAGAACGUCGGACAGACCCACGCCAGGGUCCUCGCAAACUUGGCAACGAUUGGUCAGGUCGGUGCUACGGCAACCAACAUCACCAUCUUGACGUCGCAGAGUUCUGCUAGAGACUGUAAGGCUCUUCUGGAUAGUCUGGAACCUUCAUCUCUCACCCAGCUUGGGGAACUGAAAGUAGGCAGCCCUCUUACACCCGUCAAGUCUCGUUUGGACCUUGCUAGCUUCAGCUCCAACACCCGCUUUGCUCUCCUCAAACUGGGGUCUUCGAGUUAUAUGUGCGCUGAGAUCAGACAAAUGAAUAGGAAGGAGGUGAGCGCCCUGGUGAACAUGAGAGGGGUCAAGGGUUACUUCCUCUUUAGGCAGGACUCGCCGUUCGAAGUCACAAAACUGAGAGUGAAUCUGACCAAUCUGGGGAGCCGGGUCGGACCCUAUCACAUCCACCACUUCCCCACACCUCCUAUGAGGUCACCGCCGCCGACGACCUGCUCCAACGACAACGUUGGAGGCCAUUGGAACCCGUUUGGGAUGGACACUAAAGAUCCCACCUACCCCUCUGGACCUGGGUCGACCCAUGACCGGUAUGAAGUAGGGGACCUCAGCGCCAGGCAUGGGUCACUAGAGGGUAAAGCUGUGAUGGAAGCAGUUUUCACAGACUUCAACCUCCCUCUGUUCGGACAGAACAGCAUAGUGGGUCGGUCUGUGGUAAUCCACCGUCCGGAUGGAACUAGGUUCCUGUGCACCUACAUAAGCUACCCAGGAGAGGUGCAUGUAGCCAGGGCUACAUUCCGUCAUCCUGUGGUGGGCAUGGUCCAGUUCGUCCAACUCAAGAGCAACCCGUUGUCUGAUGUCACAGUCUUCAUGGAUCUGUCCUAUGGGAGACCCUCUGAGACCGCUACACGUAACCACCACUGGCACAUCCACAUGUAUCCUAUCAGCUCGGAGACAGACACGGACAAGGGGAGGUGUGGGACCACGGGGACCACUGGAACCCCUUCAACGUGGACACAAAGGAUUUGA
Molecule: messenger RNA, 1675 nt
Organism: Oncorhynchus gorbuscha (pink salmon)
Lineage: Eukaryota; Metazoa; Chordata; Actinopteri; Salmoniformes; Salmonidae
Exons: 2
Coding region: 161-1675 (504 amino acids)
Biological process (GO): superoxide metabolic process
Molecular function (GO): metal ion binding
Source: RefSeq, a predicted model, not a curated record